ACGAGCGAAAUUCGUCGAAAACAAAUUCUCUGCGAAAUGUUUCCUCUGGGGUGGAGAUGGAGGGGCUCUACGAUGAAUCACACCUACUCCGUGGUGAAACUAACAUCCUAAACUUAGAUGACGAGCAAAUUGAUGAACUAAAUCCAGAGGACAUCGGUGUAGACGACCCCGAUUUGUUGGACGCACCAGAUCACAUUCCAGAUUCUGAUGAGGAGGAUGGGGACGAGGAUGCAGAGCUGUCUCCAGAUGGGAUCCUUGAUGAGCGCACCAUUGCUAGAGGAAUCUCGAAUCUUGGCAGAUCAGCUGACGGAACCAUGCAAGUGUAUCUCCACUUGAAAAUUCCUGGUUACGAGCUGAAAAACAUGGACAUCCUAUGCGACUACGUCCAUCUUCAGAAGCUUGAAUUUCCUUAUAAUGAGGUAACAGAUCUGAGUCCUCUCAGCAACAUGCCGCAUCUUAUUGAAGUAGAUGCCUCUCACAACAAAAUCAAAACUCUUCUCGAUUUCGUACCACCCAAGAACCUGAAGACUGUGGACUUUUCCUACAACCAGAUUACGGAGAUGACUGAUCUGUCUGCUCAUCAUUGUCUUUCUAGUCUGAUACUUGAUCAUAACGAAAUAGAAGUAAUCAGUGGCCUGCAGAACUGCAAGAGAUUGAAGACAUUGAGCAUUGCGCAUAACCAGAUAAAGAGCAUCCAGGGUUUAGAUGAUUUGCCCAUUGUCUAUCUUGAUCUGUGUUACAAUCAAAUCAAGAAAGUGGAAAACCUUGAGAAACUCCACAAAAUUCAGCAUAUUGUGUUGAUGGGGAAUAAGAUCCGGAGCCUGGAAGGACUUCAAGAUCAUGCCUUCCUGGAACUGAUCAACGUUGAAGACAAUGAGGUGAUUGAUCUAGCUGAGAUAGAGUUUGUGAAGGAGCUACCCAUGUUAAGAUUCCUCAACCUGAUGAGGAACCCCAUACAAGAGCUACCGGACUAUCGACUCUCCAUCCUGUUCCGGCUUCAGAAACUGGUGGAGCUGGACAGAAAGCGGGUUGAUGUGGAAGAAAAGGUGGCAUCUGUGAAUAUGUUCUCCCCACCAAUGGAGGUUGUGGCUUCCAGAGAUCACAUCAUGCAUGUGGUCUACUCCUUCCUCCAACCCAGCACAGUUCUUGAAUGUACACUCCCAAGUGUGCAGACACCAUACCCAAUGCUGGUUCUGGUUGGACCCCAAGGCUCUGGCAAGAAAGACCUUACGCUAAAGUUGGUGGAGGAAUUCCCUGAUUAUUUUGGCUAUGGUAUCACACACACAACCCGUAAACCCCAUCCUAAUGAACAAGUGGACAAGGAUUUCCACUUUGUUAAUAUUGAUGAAUUUGAGGAAGAAAUCCGAUAUGGUCGUUUCCUUUACACCUACCAGUAUGCUGGUAACUGGUAUGGCCUGACACUGGACUCUGUGGAGAGCAUUGCAAAGGAAGGGCUGGCCUGCAUAGUUCACAUGGAAUUAGAGGGGGUUCUAACUCUGAAAAACACAUAUUUUGAGCCACGCUACGUCUACAUUAUGCCAAUAACGAAAGAAGCUCACGAGAGGAGGUUGCGUGAACGAGGGCUGUACUCGGAACCACAAAUUGAGACGACCCUGAAACGAGCAGACGUCUAUGCGGAAUAUAACCAAGAACAUCCAGGAUUCUUUGAUAUGUACAUCAACAGUGAUGAGAUAACUGAGGCAUACAAGAGGCUUCGUCGCCUUGUCAUGGACUACCUGGGUAUUAAUCUGCCAACCCCAGAACCCGCCGACCCGGAGGAGAACUCUGAUGCACCUGGGUCUGACCCUUCUGCUACAACUCCUGCGAAUAACAAGCCAACGUCAGGUUCCAUAGCUUGGUCUCGUGCCAGCUUGCCAGAGAGCAUUACUCAGCAGUAUCCUGGUACGAUCAAGAAGCCCCAGAUGUCACCGGUACCUCCCCUGGUGCAAGGAAUUGGAGUUCUGGAGGAGGCUUCAAUCAAAAGACGACACAGCGCAGCAAAGGAAGCAGUGGCAGGAUAUGUGUCUCCAACCCUUUAUCCACAGAUGACCUCCAGGGUUCCACCGCAUACAGCCCCAGAUCCUUUAGUGACAACGCUCUCGCCGACACAGAAAAUUCAUCCAAAACCGACACCGCCAGAGCCAGAAGGUCUAAAAGAACAAUUUCCAACGUCUCCCGACUCAAGUAAAGAAAAUUCUCGAGCAAGCACGAGUCUUUCACAGCUUUCGUCUUUACAUCGGACAACAGAUCUUCAGUCCCCAGUUGCAAAUGGAUUGUCGGCGAGCAAUAAUCUACCAACGGAGAUGAUGGAUCCGAUAGAAAUGAUGACGUCUGGUGGAAAUGGGAUGCAACAGACAGAGGAGGAACAGGCCUUAUCACGGCCUGGGUCUGUAAAUAGACCUGGCUCGGAGAGACAUAAAGUUUUACCACCGAUAUCUCCACAACAGGCAUAGCACUGUAAACAUUAUAACAUUGACUGUGUCACUAACAUGCCAUGCAAGGGUGGCACCUCUCGUUCUACUGCCCCCUGGGGCCAAGGGCAGUAUUAAAGUGCAUUGUGACAGUUUUGAAAAAAAAUGUGAUAUUCUUAAAUUUUCUAGUGCCUGCAAUAAUUAUACAUGAAUAAGAAAGUAAAGUUUUUACUGUGUCCCUGAUGAAAACAUAUCCGUCCACUGGUAUUUUCGAACUCUGAUUUUGUAUAAGGCCUAUUGUAUGAAUGCCUCUGAAUGAAUAUACCCUCAUUUAAUCAGACAUAAUGUGAUAGAAAGAAACCAGGCAAAGUGUACAUACACAUGUACCAGAUCUAUUCCGAUUGACACACCUAUUUACAUUUUGUUAUGUAUCAAUAAAAAAGAAAGAUUUUGCA
Messenger RNA from Lineus longissimus, 2866 nucleotides. RefSeq names its product leucine-rich repeat and guanylate kinase domain-containing protein-like. Gene Ontology annotation, cellular component: cytosol. NCBI's taxonomy places the organism in Eukaryota, Metazoa, Nemertea, Pilidiophora, Heteronemertea, Lineidae. Gene Ontology annotation, molecular function: GMP kinase activity; protein binding. The coding region runs from base 57 to 2453 and encodes 798 amino acids. The record is from RefSeq and is a predicted model, not a curated record. The transcript is spliced from 13 exons.